GACUUUUUUUCGUACUGUCAUUGCAAAACUCACAGGAACAGACGGAUUCAAAGACAUUUCCUCUCAAAGUUCUGUCUCACAAUGUCCAUCGACCCUUCAGAGUACUUGGCCGACCCUGGCUACUUUAACGUGUCGCCGCAAGAAAAGGCCCCUAUGCUCAUUGCUGUAGCUGGAGGUGCAUCCAGUGGUAAGCUAGAGGUCUGCAGCCUGAUAGGAGAAAGGUUCGCUUCCAAGGCAGACACCAAUAGUCUUCACAGUUUUUAUCGAGAACUCAAUGAACAAGAGCAACAACUGGCCGAACUGGGUGACCUCAAUUUCGAUCAUCCUUCUGCCUUCGACUUUGAGCUUUUAGAAGUGACUCUUAAGGAUUUACUGGCAGGAAAAUCCGUACAGGUUCCGAUUUGGGAUAACCGAGUGCAGAAAAGAGUUGGGUUUAAGGAUAUUCAUAGCGCACAUGUUAUCAUUCUGGAAGGUAUCUUGGUACUAUAUCCAGCAUCAAUUCGCAAGUUGCUGAACAUGAAGGUGUACAUAGAUAUUGACAGCGAUGAUCGACUUGCCAGCAGAGUCCAGCAUAACGCCAAACUGAGCGACCCUGUACCUUUGGAGCGAAUCUUGCGCCAAUACGUCAAAUUCGUCAAAAGAUCCCAUGAAGAAUUUGUACAGCCCACAAAGCAAUAUGCAGAUAUCAUCGUCCCACGUGGCAUAAAGAAUAAGGCCGCUAUUACCUUGAUAACAGAGCAUAUCGCUAGCUUUCUUCAAGGAAAGGACGCUUACGUCCUAGGCGAAGAAAGUGGACGUUCACUUUUAGGCUCUGAUCACAGUACAGAACUAUUGGGUAGCAAGGAUAGCGAGUUUAAGCGUAUUCCACAAUGAAGCGAAUCCUCGUUUGUAAUAUUGGAUAGCCUGUAUAUAAUACAUCAAUCGUUUGAU
Molecule: messenger RNA, 930 nt
Organism: Umbelopsis ramanniana AG
Lineage: Eukaryota; Fungi; Mucoromycota; Umbelopsidomycetes; Umbelopsidales; Umbelopsidaceae
Exons: 8
Coding region: 82-873 (263 amino acids)
Cellular component (GO): cytoplasm
Molecular function (GO): ATP binding; kinase activity
Source: RefSeq, a predicted model, not a curated record